Molecule: messenger RNA, 3057 nt
Organism: Setaria italica (foxtail millet)
Lineage: Eukaryota; Viridiplantae; Streptophyta; Magnoliopsida; Poales; Poaceae
Product: protein FAR1-RELATED SEQUENCE 5-like
Exons: 3
Coding region: 651-2645 (664 amino acids)
Biological process (GO): regulation of DNA-templated transcription
Molecular function (GO): zinc ion binding
Source: RefSeq, a predicted model, not a curated record
UCGCCGUCUCGGCCGCUGCCCAGGCCCCCGCCCCCCAACUCAGCCUGGAGCCACGGCGACGCCGCCACGCGCCGCCCGCCCGACCCCGAGUCCCGGCAUCCAGGCUCCAGCCGCGCCAUCAGGCCGCCACCCACCGCGGAGCCGUCCUCCACUCCUCCAGGGCUCCAGCCUCCAGCAGUGCCCGAGCGCCGGGCCGCCGCCGCCCGACGUGUCGCCGUCGCGGCCGCACUGGCCGCCUGUUCCCCGACCGGCACCCCCCGCGUUGUCAUCCAACUCCAGCGGUCCAGCGCCCUGCUCUUCUCUGCAUGAUUGCUUUUGGAUAGGCAUAAACAUAGGGAAUUUACAUCGGAGGGGACGUCUGAUGCCGCAUCGCCGUUCUUUCAACAUCUGACAGCAGGAAACAAACGCCCACAGAAGCAGCGAGUACCCAGUCAGUUGUCUGCCGUGAUGCGCCCUGGCUGGCACUACAGCAAACGCGUAGCUGAUGGCGGGACAACAAAAUAGCAUCAAUCGCUGCUGGUUUUCUCGCCAAAAAAAUAACAAUAUCCCUGAUCCUUUAGCUUUCCCUUGCACUUCCAAAGGUAAAGAAGAAGCAAUUGGUUGAAGAUCAAGUUCUCGGCUGCUGCCAAAUUUACUUCUGUAUUACUGAGAUGGAAGAGGAGGUUAAAGCGGUGCCCCAUGAUUCCAAUAUUGAGACCUUGCCUAGUUUGGCACCGUAUGUUGGCAUGGAGUUUAGAAAUUCAGAUGAGGCUUGGGCAUUUUGGCUUAGUUAUGGUGGGCAGAAAGGCUUUGAGGUGAGAAAAAGGUAUACAAACAAAAGGCCAUCUGAUGGCACGGUCACAUCAUGUAGAUUUGUUUGUGCAAAGGAGGGUCAUCGAUUGCAAGACAAAAGGGAUCAUUUAAUCAAGCGACAUCGAAUUGAAACUAGAACUGAUUGUGAAGUCCACAUGAGUCUUAAAAUGGACCGGAACAAGGGCAAUUAUAAAGUGACUGAGCUGGUUUUGGAGCAUAAUCACAUACUACACCUGCCAGAAAUCUUACGCUUGAUGAUGUCACAAAAGAAAACUUCAGAUUUACAGGUGGCAGGUGAUGCUAGAAUUGAGCCGAAAGCGGUAGAUGAUGCUGAAAUUGGGCCGAAAGUGGCACAUGAGUUGGCUAGUUGCCAAGUUGGUGGAUCACUCAGUCUUAGCUCCCUUCAAGAUCACACGAACUAUUUGCCGACCAAGCGCCAACGGGAGAUGGCAUAUGGCCAAGCAGGUAGCAUGCUUAAGUAUUUUCAAGACAAAAUUACUGAGAACCCAUCAUUCCAAUAUGUAUUGCAAAUGGACUGUGAAGAACAAAUAGCAAAUAUAUUCUGGGUUGAUGCUAAAAUGAUAAUGGACUAUGCACAUUUUGGUGAUGUUGUUAGUUUUGACACUACUUUUGGAACAGACAAGGAGAACAAGCCUUUUGGUGUCUUUGUCGGAUUCAAUCAUUUUAGAGAAACUGUAGUUUUUGGUGCUGCUCUUAUGUAUGAUGAAACAUUUGAGUCCUUCAAGUGGCUGUUUGAGACCUUUCUAAAAGUUCAUAACGGGAAACAACCUAAAACAAUCUAUACGGAUCAAGAUUCUGCAAUGGGAAAGGCAGUUGCAGAAGUGUUUGUGGAAGCAUGGCAUGGAUUAUGCACCUUUCACAUUAUGCAGAAUGCUGCCAAACAUCUACAUGCAGAGAAGAAUGAAGAUACAAGUAUUCUAUCAGAUUUUAGCGCAUGCAUGUUCGAGUAUGUGGACAUGGCAGAAUUUGAACAUAAAUUUGACAUCAUGAGGAAAAAGGUGAGCAAGCAAACUUGGUUGGAUGGUAUAUACAAGUUGAAAGAAAAAUGGGCUGAAUGUUAUAUGAAGGAUGUAUUCACAUUAGGAAUGAGAAGAACACAGUUGAAUGAGAGUGAGAGUCUGAACAAUGACUUGAAAAUCCAUUUCAAAUCUGAUUUUGACAUCAUCAAGUUUUUCAAGCAUUUCGAAAGGGUGGUGCAAGGAAAAAGGGAUAAUGAAUUGAAUUCAGAAUUUGAUUCAAGGAAAAAUUUGCCUAAAAUAUGUAUGAAGAGACCACCACCUAUUUUGGUGCAGGCUAGCAAGCUGUAUACACCUAUUAUAUUUGAAGCUUUUCAAGGUGAAUAUGAAAAAUCCUUGGCAGCUUGCACCAAGGCAUUGGAGGGUGAUAAUGAAUAUCUAGUAGGAGAUUUUACCUUUAAGGAGGAGUACAAAGUUAUUGGUGAUCCUUUGAAGCAAACAGUUUCAUGCAGCUGCAGGCACUUUGAUAGAACUGGGAUAUUAUGUGCCCAUGCUCUUAAAGUUCUUGAUUUGAUGAAUAUCAAAUUACUACCACCACAAUAUGUGUUAAAGCGAUGGACAUGGGAAGCAUGGAUGGAAACUAUACAAGACAACCAAGGAAGAAAUAUAACCGAGAAUCCAAUGGAUGCUAUGCUUCGCUACAAAUUUAUGUCUCACAAAUUUCUCAAUUUGGCACAUCGAGCAGCCACCUUUCCAGAAUGCUUCGUCUUAGUAGAUAGUGCACUUGACAUCCUUGGUAAGCAAAUUGAAGACAAAAUCAAUGAAUGCACAGUUCGCUCCGAUGACCUUUUUGCUGGAGAGCUUGUGUUCUGGUGAAGCAAGCGAAAGCUCAUUUUGCAAGUGAGCAAUAUGCAACUCUGUUGUUCAGUGCUGGGAGCAUGGUCAUCUGGUGGCACUGGAUUAUGCCACACCUCAUUCUCUUUUGCCACCAGAAUUAUAUUACCAAUUUGACAACAUUCAGUGUUCUACCCUCAAAUUGACAGCACUUAGUGAUGUAUAUAAGUUUAGCUUUCUUUUGCUGUUCUGCAUGCAAAUAUUCUGGGAGCAUGGCUACACAUUUUGCAGGUCCCUUUUCAGCUUUAUUUUUGAUAGCUAUGCAGUAUCUCAGAAUAAUGCUCAAUGUAGCAGCAGCACAUUCUAAUAUUCAGUGUUCACUGUCCUGCAGAAUUUUUUAUUCUUCGUUUGAGCAUUCAGAAUCCAUCCAAUAAAUAUUUGCAUUCAGAGUCUA